AUGGCAUCUUUUUUCUCAAUUUGCCUAGUCUCCCUUAACCUCUUGUUUCUCCUUUGCUUUAUUCCAUCUAUUUGCUAUGGAGCUACCUUUGAUCCCUUCACUGAAAAAACAAAAAUCACCUAUCAUGAUGGCCCAAUCCUCAUUGGAACCGUAAAUUUACACCUUAUCUGGUAUGGAAAGCCUAAAGAAAUUCAAAGGGAAGUGAUUAUGGACUUCCUCAAAACAUUGAACACAGAAGGCGAUAAGAAAGUCCAACCUCACGUUUCGAGAUGGUGGAAUGUGGUUGAAAGCUAUCAAUUGGAUAUGAAAGGAAAACCAACUAUAGGAGUUGAGAGCCCUAAAAUUGAAGUGAAAGUGGCAAAAGAGGACACCAUUGAUUAUGCAUAUGGGAAAGUCUUGACAACACAAUAUGAUAUUCCACGUCUUAUUAAAGAUGUCAAUCAUGGAGAUCCGAACCUCGUCCCUCUCAUCAUAACUGCAAAAGAUGUGAGUAUGCAUGGGCUUUGCGCUGGACAAUGUGCUGACUACGGGAUUUUUGAGAACAACAGGGGAUUCAUCGUGAUUAGAGACCCUGAAAUAGAAUGCCCUGGAGCACGUGGAUGGCCUUUCCACGAGGUUUAUGCAGGGCCAAAGGGACCCGUCUUUAAACCACCAAAUAAAAAUAUAGCAGCUGACGCAAUGCUUGUAAAGGCAUUUUCGGUCCCAGAGCCGCCCCUGGAAACCCUGGCAAGGCACACCAUGACAAACACUCAUGGGAAAAAGACUCUCGUCCCCGCCUCGAAGAAGUGCAAAGGCGCAGCAUCCUCCUCGGGUCCUACUAACGAGAUAGGCACCCAUUCCUCCAAUUUCCACCAGGACCCCAAAAGGAACUAUUCUAGAUACUACAAGCCUGAUCCCUAG
Messenger RNA from Gossypium arboreum, 900 nucleotides. RefSeq names its product protein EXORDIUM-like 4. The record is from RefSeq and is a predicted model, not a curated record. The transcript has 4 exons. Bases 1 to 900 code for a protein of 299 amino acids. NCBI's taxonomy places the organism in Eukaryota, Viridiplantae, Streptophyta, Magnoliopsida, Malvales, Malvaceae.